Elgaria multicarinata webbii is the source of this 2559-nucleotide messenger RNA. RefSeq names its product 3'-phosphoadenosine 5'-phosphosulfate synthase 1 (gene PAPSS1). The coding region runs from base 176 to 2050 and encodes 624 amino acids. The record is from RefSeq and is a predicted model, not a curated record. Gene Ontology annotation, molecular function: adenylylsulfate kinase activity; sulfate adenylyltransferase (ATP) activity; ATP binding. The transcript is spliced from 12 exons. Gene Ontology annotation, biological process: sulfate assimilation; 3'-phosphoadenosine 5'-phosphosulfate biosynthetic process. NCBI's taxonomy places the organism in Eukaryota, Metazoa, Chordata, Lepidosauria, Squamata, Anguidae.
CCCAGUUAAGGAUCUCCAGCGCCAAGCCGGCUUCUAAGCAAAGCACGCGCACCAAAGCGCAUCUUUUCUUUCCUCUCUCUCUCUCUCUCUUCCUCCUCCUGCGCAGCGUCGACGCCUUGUGCCCGGCGCGUCUGCCCGCUGCUUUUCGCCUCUCCCUCCUCCGCGCUCGCUGCAAAUGGAUGUUCCCACCAGCCAGUGCAAAAAAGUCAAGCUGAGCAACAAAGUGCAGAGUUGGGGAAUGCAGAGAGCUACCAAUGUCACCUAUCAAGCCCACCAUGUCAGUAGAAAUAAGAGGGGUCAAGUGGUGGGGACAAGAAGUGGUUUUCGGGGCUGCACAGUCUGGCUAACAGGACUGUCUGGAGCUGGGAAGACCACAGUUAGCAUGGCAUUGGAGGAGUAUCUAGUAUGCCAUGGCAUUCCAUGCUAUACAUUGGAUGGUGACAAUAUCAGACAAGGCCUCAAUAAGAAUCUAGGCUUCUCACCAGAAGACAGGGAAGAAAAUGUCCGCCGGAUUGCUGAGGUUGCCAAGUUGUUUGCAGAUGCUGGCUUGGUGUGCAUCACUAGCUUUAUUUCUCCUUAUGCACAGGAUCGCAACAAUGCGAGACAAAUUCAUGAAGUGGCAAGUCUGCCUUUCUUUGAAGUGUUUGUGGAUGCUCCAUUGUACGUUUGUGAGCAGAGAGACGUGAAAGGCCUCUACAAAAAAGCUCGCGCUGGAGAAAUUAAAGGUUUUACUGGUAUUGACUCAGAGUAUGAGAAGCCUGAAGCCCCUGAGCUGGUACUCAAAACGGAUUCGUGUGAUGUCAAUGACUGCAUUCAACAGGUUGUGGAACUUCUGCAAGAGAGGGACAUUGUACCAGUGGAUGCUUCUUAUGAAGUUAAAGAGCUGUAUGUGCCUGAAAACAAACUUAAAUUGGCCAAAACAGAUGCAGAGACUUUACCGGCCCUGGAAAUAAAUAAGGUGGAUAUGCAGUGGGUGCAAGUUCUGGCAGAGGGUUGGGCGACUCCGCUUAAUGGCUUCAUGAGAGAGAGAGAAUACUUGCAGUGCCUUCAUUUUGACUGUCUACUGGAUGGGGGAAUUAUUAACCUAUCGGUACCUAUAGUGCUGACAGCUACCAAGGAAGACAAGGAGAGACUAGAUGGCUGCACUGCUUUUGCUCUGUUGUAUGAAGGUCGGCGUGUGGCCAUUGUCCGCAAUCCAGAGUUCUAUGAACACCGAAAAGAAGAGCGUUGUGCUAGACAGUGGGGGACAACUUGCAAGGAGCAUCCCUACAUCAAGAUGGUCAUGGAACAAGGAGACUGGCUUGUGGGUGGCGAUCUGCAAGUCCUUGAUCGUAUUUAUUGGAACGACGGCCUUGAUCAAUACCGUCUCACACCAGCUGAGCUAAAGCAAAAGUUUAAAGACAUGAAUGCUGAUGCUGUCUUCGCUUUCCAGUUACGCAACCCUGUGCACAAUGGACAUGCCCUGCUAAUGCAAGAUACCCACAAGCAGCUUUUGGGUCGAGGUUACAGGCGCCCAGUUCUGCUCUUGCAUCCUCUGGGUGGUUGGACGAAGGACGACGAUGUUCCUUUGAUGUGGCGAAUGAAGCAACAUGCAGCAGUGCUGGAGGAAGGAAUAUUGGAUCCAGAAACAACUGUGGUGGCCAUAUUUCCCUCUCCCAUGAUGUAUGCAGGGCCAACCGAGGUUCAGUGGCAUUGCAGGUCGAGGAUGGUAGCUGGAGCAAACUUCUACAUUGUGGGCCGAGAUCCUGCCGGCAUGCCUCACCCCGAGACUGGAAAAGAUCUCUAUGAUCCAACCCAUGGUGCCAAAGUGCUGACGAUGGCGCCAGGCUUGAUAACGUUGGAAAUCGUACCCUUCAGAGUGGCAGCAUAUAACAAGAAAAAGAAAUGCAUGGAUUACUAUGACUCGGAGCACUCUGAAGAUUUUGAAUUCAUUUCAGGAACUCGCAUGCGCAGACUGGCUCGAGAAGGGCAAAAUCCUCCUGAAGGUUUCAUGGCUCCUAAAGCAUGGACAGUGCUGACAGAGUAUUACAAAUCCUUGGAAAAAGCUUAGGCUGCUUAUUAACUGCAGAAGCAACCUUUGAGGCUUGAUUUAUUAACGAGAAGUGUGGGGGGAGGGACCACACAGUCACCGUUUGGCACUGCUUUGGGGAGUGUCUGUAAGGAAGUUUCCCCCUAAAAAACAGACCUUUUCUCCUUAACUUAGCAUCAUUUUCUGCUUGUCUUAUGGGUUCUAUUUCAUAUUGGCCCUAACAAACGGCUGGUUUUAAUGUCUUCUCUUUUAUUACAGUUAAUAUUUUUGCGGCAAGAUUUUUAAAUCUUGACUUUUUCAAAAAAAUAUUUUUAUGCUUCUGUGCCCUGCAGUUCUCCAUGUUGUUCCAACAUUUUUUUUCUUCCUUUCACACGAUUUAAUGUAGUUCAGAUUUGCUUUGUUUUUUUUGAGGAGGGGCGUUGUUCCAUAUUUUUGCUUUUCAUAGUUUACAGGAUAAAUAUGGCAAUCUUGAUUAUAUGAGCUAGACAUAGGUGCUAAAUGUAAUCAAAACGAAAUAGAUUUUUUUUAAA